UCAGGACAAUUUCUGAUCGAGCGAAGCGUUUCAGCUUACAUAGAUUUAUCCGGGUCGGCCUGAUUGAAUUUUAGACCGGCUUUUGCGAAAAGAAUCUUGGACCGGCUCGGUCUACAUUUCUGGGCCGAGACCCAGCACGAGGAGGAAAUAAGCAAAAUAAAUGGUGGCCGCCAAUACUUCUUCUCUCUCUAUCUCCACUUACCUACGGAAAACGAAGCUAGUUCUUUAAUCAGGGGAAACCCUCCCUCUCUAACUCUCUCUUUCUCUCGCCGCCUCCCAUGGCGGAGGUCAGAGAACGGCUCCUCCCGCCGAGGCCCUCGGCCUCCACCUCCGCCCUCCUGCCCAUGACCUCCAACCACCGCGAAUCGUCGGUCCCCGCCGGCGGCGGCUCCGGCCACGCCGGGCGCCGUCCCGUCUUCCAGGGCAUGGACUUUGUGGGGCUCAAGAAGCGCGGCCAGGGCCUCCGCUCGUGGAUCCGCGUCGACUCCACGGGAAACCACCAGGUGAUCGAGGUGGAUAAGUUCACCAUCAUGCGGCGCUGCGACCUCCCAGCCCGCGACCUCCGCCUCCUCGACCCUCUCUUCGUCUACCCUUCCACCAUCCUCGGCCGCGAGAAGGCCAUCGUCGUCAACCUCGAGCAGAUCCGAUGCAUCAUCACCGCCGAAGAGGUCCUCCUCCUAAACUCCCCCGAUAGCUACGUCCUCCAGUACGUCGUCGAGCUCCAGCGCCGCCUCGCCGCCCACUCCGGCGACGUCUUGGCCGGCGGGGGAACCUCCCCGGACUACCUCCCCUUCGAGUUCCGGGCGCUCGAGGUCGCCCUAGAGGCAGCUUGCUCCUUUCUCGAUACCCAGGCAGCAGAACUAGAAAUCGAGGCAUACCCCUUGUUAGAUGAGUUAACAUCAAAGAUCAGUACUUUGAAUUUGGAACGUGUUCGCCGCUUGAAAAGCAGACUUGUUGCGCUGACUAGGAGAGUGCAAAAGGUUAGGGAUGAGAUAGAGCAGUUAAUGGAUGAUGAUGGGGAUAUGGCUGAAAUGUAUCUCACUGAAAAAAAGAUGCGAAUGGAAGCAUCAUUCUAUGGUGAUCAGUCUUUACUGGGAAACAAUUCUGCUGGGGUUGGAGUAUCAGUUUCUGCCCCUGUUUCUCCUGUUUCUUCACCGCCUGGAUCACGGAAGCUUGAGCAGACCUUGAGCUUUUCCAGGAGCAGGCAUGAAAGUAUGAAAAGCUCAGACAGCACCACUGAACAUAUUGAGGAGUUGGAAAUGUUGUUGGAAGCUUAUUUUGUAGUCAUUGAUAGUACACUCAACAAGCUGACUUCGUUGAAGGAGUACAUUGAUGACACAGAAGAUUUCAUCAACAUCCAGCUGGACAAUGUUCGGAAUCAGCUGAUCCAAUUUGAGCUAGUAUUGACAACUGCAACAUUUGUGGUUGCAAUUUUUGGUGUGGUUGCUGGAAUUUUUGGAAUGAACUUUGAUGUACCUUUAUUUGGCAAACCAGGUGCAUUCCAGUGGGUGCUCAUAAUCGCCGGAGUGAGUGGUGUGAUUAUUUUCUGCUCAUUUCUGUGGUUUUAUAAGUAUAGAAGACUGAUGCCCCUAUAGAUACUUGUGGAUGGCGUAAGGAAAGCAUUUUUUCUCAUUUAAUUUGUUGUGCACUGAACACUCCAAAGUAAUAAGAGGUCCCUAGUUGUUUUGUAUAUACAUGUCGAGUCUUUCCAGUUUGCAGAUGAAUAUGCAAAUAUUUUGGAAAUUGA
Molecule: messenger RNA, 1747 nt
Organism: Elaeis guineensis (African oil palm)
Lineage: Eukaryota; Viridiplantae; Streptophyta; Magnoliopsida; Arecales; Arecaceae
Product: magnesium transporter MRS2-1
Biological process (GO): magnesium ion transport; transmembrane transport
Cellular component (GO): membrane
Molecular function (GO): magnesium ion transmembrane transporter activity
Source: RefSeq, a predicted model, not a curated record